Molecule: messenger RNA, 1695 nt
Organism: Candida dubliniensis CD36
Lineage: Eukaryota; Fungi; Ascomycota; Pichiomycetes; Serinales; Debaryomycetaceae
Gene: CAN3
Product: Can3p
Exons: 3
Coding region: 1-1695 (564 amino acids)
Biological process (GO): amino acid transmembrane transport
Cellular component (GO): membrane
Molecular function (GO): amino acid transmembrane transporter activity
Source: RefSeq, a predicted model, not a curated record
AUGACAUUACUUAAUGAAAAAGACCAAAGUGUUGGGACAGAUUCAGAGAAUUCAUUAUACAAAGAUAUUGAACAAUCACCAACAGACAAAAAUGAGAUUUUUAUUGAUCAAAUCAACAAUGAUGAACAUGUAAUCGAAUAUGAUUCCUUUGGUGAAGUGAAACGAGAUUUGAAGGCAAGACAUGUAUCAAUGAUAGCCAUUGGUGGUACCAUUGGAACUGGAUUAUUUAUUAGUACCGGUCAUUUACUUUCACAAACUGGUCCGGUUAUGUCAUUAAUUUCAUUCUUAUUAGUGACAACAAUUUGUUUUUCAGUGACCCAAUCACUUGGUGAAAUGGCCACAUAUAUUCCAAUUUCAGGUUCAUUUGCCCAAUUCGUCACUAGAUGGGUAUCCAAGAGUUGUGGUGCAGCUAAUGGCUGGUUAUACGGUUGGUCAUGGGCGAUAACAUUUGCUUUGGAAUUAUCUAUCAUUGGUCAAGUCAUACAAUUUUGGACCGAUGCUAUCCCACUAGCAGCAUGGAUCUCGAUAUUUUUUGUUCUUUUAACUGCACUCAAUUUAUUCCCGGUAAAAUUAUAUGGAGAAAUUGAAUUUUGGAUGGCAUCGAUAAAAGUGAUUGCUGUUUUGGGAUGGAUCAUUUACGCUUUUAUCAUGGUAUGUGGUGCUGGUAAAACUGGACCAGUUGGAUUCCGUUAUUGGCGGAAUGGUUAUGCUUGGGGUGAUGGGAUGUUGGUACAAAAUAAUGGCAAAUAUGUGAUUGCCUUUAUUAAUGGACUUAUUAAUUCUGUGUUUACUUUCCAAGGUACUGAAUUAGUUGCUGUCACUGCCGGCGAAGCAUCACCAAGAGCUCUUAGAAGUGCUAUUCGUAAAGUUAUGUUCAGAAUUUUAGUAUUUUAUGUCUUGUGUAUGCUUUUCAUUGGUCUUUUGGUUCCUUAUAAUGACCCCAAACUUACAGAAGAUGGUGGUUUCACAAGAAAUUCACCAUUCCUUAUUGCUAUGGAAAAUUCAGGCACGAAAAUUUUACCACACAUUUUCAAUGCUGUAAUUGUUGCCACAAUUAUAUCUGCUGGUAAUUCCAAUAUUUAUGCUGGAUCAAGGAUUUUCUAUGGGUUAGCUCAAUCGGGAGUUGCUCCUAAGUUUUUCCUUAAAACUACUAAAGCUGGAGUUCCCUAUAUCACAGUAUUAUUCACAGCUGCCUUUGGUGCCUUGGGAUAUUUAGUAGUUUCUAAUGAUGGUAUGGUUGUUUUUAAUUGGCUUUUAAACAUUUCUGCCACAGCAGGGAUGAUUGCUUGGGGAUUUAUUUCUGUUAGUCAUAUCCGGUUUAUGCAAGUUCUUGAACAACGAGGUAUCAGUAGAGAUACUUUACCAUUUAAAGCUUUCUUUAUGCCAUAUAGUGCGUACUAUGCUGCUACGUUGGUGUGUACAGUAGCGUUAAUCCAAGGGUUUACAGUGUUUUGGGAUUUUAAUGCUACUGAUUUCUUUACUGCUUAUGUAUCAUUAAUUGUAUUUGUUGUUUGGUGGAUUAUGUUUCAUUUUUUGUUUUUUGGAUUUGGUAGACAAGCAUGGAAAUGGAGUAAUGUGUUGAUACCUUUGGAUCAAUGUGAUAUUGAUACUGGGGUAAGAGAUAUUAAUGAUAUUGAAUUUGAUGUGCCACCACCAAAGAAUCUAUGGGAGAAGUUUUGGUCAAUCAUUGCCUAA